Hyaloscypha bicolor E is the source of this 909-nucleotide messenger RNA. RefSeq lists its product as uncharacterized. Gene Ontology annotation, cellular component: Mis6-Sim4 complex; kinetochore. Lineage: Eukaryota; Fungi; Ascomycota; Leotiomycetes; Helotiales; Hyaloscyphaceae. The record is from RefSeq and is a predicted model, not a curated record. The coding region runs from base 1 to 909 and encodes 302 amino acids. The transcript is spliced from 2 exons.
AUGAUUCCCUCAGUUGAUGAUUCCAUCCCCGAAGACCCCAUCGACUUUCAACUAGACAACGAGAUCUCCGACCUCCAAGACCAAAUCUCUGCCCUCAAAGCCCAGCGCAGCAUCCAAGUCUCAACUAUCCUCUCCUCUCAAUCCACGCGCUCAACACUUAACCGCCUGAGAGUCUCUCAAAAACAAUCCAAGCUCUCACCCACAACAACAGACACUACACCCCUCCUCUCCACCUCCACAGCACAGCUCGUCCAUACCCGCGAAAAUCUCUACCGCCUCUGCGCCGGCAUUACAACCUUCCGAAUACAAGACCCUGACCCCAACGCCGUCGACGAUGGAAAGGUCCUCGGACUACGCAUCGAUGUCGCGAGUACGGGGAAAUUCGUGCGUCCUUAUUAUGUUAUGCUCAAUAAACCUUUUGCGGGCUCCGAGCUGUUGAGGGUCCAUCGACAUACGAUACCACCAUGCAUCCCUCUCUCAUUACUAGUCGACCGAUACUUACCCAAUGGGAAGGGUAGUGCCGCGAUGGGGAGCAAGGAACCAGGAGCCAAGAAACAGGAUCUGCGCCGUUUUGCGAGGGCAUUAAGGAAAGAGAUUGUAGGGUAUCAUAAUCGAGUAUCGGUUAUCAAGGGUCUGAGGAAGGAGUUCAAGCUUGAUGAGAAGGUGUCGAGAAAGGGGAAGGGGAGGGAGAGGGUCAUUGCUGAUAUCAGUGCUGCGGAUGCGGAGGCGAAGCAAGUGCGGAUUGAGUGGGUUGAUGGCAGGAUUGGGAGGUGUGUCGUUGGGGAUGGGGGAGAGGUGAGGAAGUGUGUUGUUAUUGGGGAGGAGGGUAGGGAUUUCGAGACUGAGAGGAGGGUGGCUAGGGGUGCGAUGGAGGGGAUUGGCGAGAGGCUGAGGGAGGGGAUUUAUUGA